Messenger RNA from Artibeus jamaicensis (Jamaican fruit-eating bat), 3091 nucleotides. RefSeq names its product potassium channel tetramerization domain containing 9 (gene KCTD9). Lineage: Eukaryota; Metazoa; Chordata; Mammalia; Chiroptera; Phyllostomidae. The record is from RefSeq and is a predicted model, not a curated record. Gene Ontology annotation, biological process: intracellular signal transduction; protein homooligomerization. Gene Ontology annotation, molecular function: protein binding. The transcript is spliced from 13 exons. Bases 54 to 1328 code for a protein of 424 amino acids.
GAGAGCCAGGUGGGAGGGUGGCGACUCACUCAGGACCCAGUGGGGGCAGCGCGAUGAGGCGGGUGACCCUGUUCCUUAAUGGCAGCCCCAAGAAUGGAAAGGUGGUUGCUGUCUAUGGGACUUUAUCCGAUUUGCUUUCUGUGGCCAGCAGUAAACUCGGCAUAAAAGCCACUAGUGUGUAUAAUGGGAAAGGUGGACUGAUUGAUGAUAUUGCUUUGAUCAGGGAUGAUGAUGUUUUGUUUGUGUGUGAAGGAGAACCGUUCAUCGACCCUCAGACAGAGUCUAAACCACCGGAAGGGCUGUCAGGACCCCACACGGACUGGCUCACACUAAACGUUGGAGGGCGGUACUUUACCACCACGCGGAGCACGUUAGUGAACAAAGAGCCCGACAGUAUGCUGGCCCACAUGUUUAAGGACAGAGGUGUCUGGGGAAAUAAGCAAGACCACAGAGGAGCUUUCUUAAUUGACCGAAGUCCUGAGUACUUUGAACCCAUUUUGAACUACUUGCGCCAUGGACAGCUCAUUGUAAAUGAUGGCAUUAAUUUACUAGGUGUGUUAGAAGAAGCCAGAUUUUUUGGUAUCGACUCAUUGAUUGAACAGCUAGAAGUGGCAAUAAAGAAUUCUCAACCACCAGAAGAUCAUUCACCCAUAUCUCGAAAGGAAUUUGUCCGAUUUCUGCUAGCUACUCCAACGAAAUCAGAAUUGCGGUGCCAGGGUUUAAACUUCAGUGGUGCUGAUCUUUCUCGUUUGGACCUUCGAUACAUUAACUUCAAAAUGGCCAAUUUAAGCCGCUGCAAUCUUGCGCAUGCUAAUCUCUGCUGUGCAAAUCUUGAACGAGCUGAUCUGUCCGGAUCAGUGCUUGACUGUGCAAAUCUCCAGGGAGUCAAGAUGCUCUGCUCUAACGCAGAAGGGGCCUCCCUGAAGCAGUGUAAUUUUGAAGAUCCUUCUGGUCUUAAAGCCAACUUGGAAGGUGCUAAUCUAAAAGGUGUAGAUAUGGAAGGAAGUCAGAUGACAGGAAUUAACCUGAGAGUCGCUACCUUAAAAAAUGCGAAGUUGAAGAACUGCAACCUCAGAGGAGCAACUCUGGCAGGAACAGAUUUGGAGAUUGCGAUUGGCCCAGUCGGCUUCCUCGUCAGCACUGUCUUCUCCACGUGGCCUUCCGGCCGACUCCUCGCUCUUGCUGUCCGGCAGGCGGCCCGCCCUCUGCAGAACUGCGACCUGUCUGGGUGUGACCUGCAGGAAGCCAACCUGCGAGGCUCCAACGUGAAGGGCGCUAUCUUUGAAGAGAUGCUGACACCACUGCACAUGUCACAGAGUGUCAGAUGAGAGUUUCAAGGCUGCAGGAAGAAGCUCAAGACGACAGAUGUUUUCCUUAAUCACUUUUAUUUCUCCACUCACUCGGCUGUCUAGAAGAAAUAACACUGUAAGGAAAUUAAAGAGAAAAACAUUUAGAGGAUUAUGCUUGUUCUCAGUGGUGCAUAGGGGGGAAAAAGUGACUUUUCCCUACAUUCUGACUUUACCAGAAAAGCAUUCAUUCAGUAGACAUAGGGAAGCUAGAUUAGACGCUGCCUUCCGAGUGGAGUAGGGGGGCUUGCCUGGCUUCGUGACCAGGAAUAGUACCUAUUAUAUUUGCUUUUAAAUAGGCAUGGUAUGGAAAUGUUGUACCAUCUUGGCUUGAAAUUUGAGGAUUUUAAUUUAUGAGAAGCACAACAUAUACCAUUAUAUUUAUUGAGCCUCUAGAGGCAUACGGAUCAGUACAUUGUGAAGCUCCGUGAACAUUUUCCAGAGGUUGUUCAUGUUAUGAGAAGCUGUGGCAAUGACUCCCCCGCCUUACCCAUCACACCGUGUGAGCACGGUGACAUCCGACGCCCCAAGGCUUGCACUUCAGGUUCCUUUUUUUAUGUUUUUUUUUAACAGAAUAGUAGCUAAAUUAAAGAAAUCCUCCAUUCUUGCUGACUCGAAAGAAAGAGUCCAGAGAACGACAUCACUGUACAUGAAGGUCCACGGAGGCUGCAGCGGGCCUCGAGGCAGAGCUUCUCAAUGAGCUUGCUUUGAGUUUCCUUCUAAGCAAGUCCCGCUCCACGCCAGGCCAGGCAGCUUGUUUAUUGACACGACCAGCCUCCUUUCCUCGAGUACAGUCAACACAAGAACAGGAAGAUACUGCAAAACCAAAAAACCAAGGUGCAUUACUAAUAAUUCAGUGGCCAAAUCGUGUAAACAGGACUAGCUUAGAAAUAGAUAGUAAGUCUCGAUCCACUGCAAUUGAAGCUGUAAAAUAGGAAUGGAUAUGGCAAAGUCAUCUCUCAGAAGGCACCACAAUGUAAUUGAAGCUAAAACCUGACAGGGUGGAACGAGGAAUUUUAAACUGGUAAUAGCCACCAAAAAAAGUAAAUAAAAACAAAAGCAUUUGGCUGGUCCAAAAUGUAAUACCGAUCCGUCAGCACCUGCAGUUCUUUUACAUACAUUCUCUGGUUUGGUUUGUGGUUUUAAUGUGUUUUAGUCUGGUUUUCUUGAGUCAUACUGUCUCUGCUGCAGCAGAGAUGGGGCCUGUCCUUCCCCACCACUUAACCGUGGCCUUUCCUCUCCCCCAAGAGCAGGAUAUAAGCUGUGUCCAAAUGGGUUCUGAAUUCUCCAGACCCAGCAGGGUGAGACGAUGAACCGUUGAAAACCACUCUGUCUCCUUUGGGAGGAUGGCAUGUCUUUAACAUCUGCGUAGCGUGUUCUUCUAUAUACAUACACAUAUGCAAAGCUUUCCUUCCAGCAAAGGUGCGUGUGCACGGGGGCAGGAGGCCGGACCUUUGCAGGCCAAGGAAAGCAACUUCAGAAAUGAAUUAUUUUCUUUGCUUUAUUAUUUUUAUCAAGACAGAGAAGUAUUGUAUGAAGAGAUAUCUAUUUUCAUAAUCAGUAUGUGCCUAAAUUAUAUUUAAAUCAUUUCACUCUGUACUAUAUUUUCAGUAAUUAUAGAACAUGUUGUUCAUCCACUGAAGGGUACCUCUGUAUACGUAACCUAAGAUCUACACGCGGUUUUCUUAGAAACCGCAGGGUUCGGGUCGAAUGUAUGCUGCAUUAAUAAACAAUGUGAAAUGUCA